AAUCGAGUCAAGCAACAAGUGAAAUAAAAACGACAGGUUGAAGUUGAGCUGUUAUUUACAAUUUUGCUUUCAAGUUUAUGUAAAUAUGUGUUAAUAAUCGUAAAAUGUAACAAAUUUUGGAGUAACUAUUUAUAAUCAUUCGAUUUGGAGAAUAAAUGUACUCAUAUGAAAUAAAAUAAUAUGCCUCGAAAUUGUGAUGAAGACUCUGGACGAAGUUCCUGCUCAGCGACCUCGAUAACACUAAGUCCAGUUUUCGAUAUCCAUCAAAUGGAGCCAAGAAAAAUGUCGAAAGAAAAGAAAUUCUCAACAGAUCUCAAAGUCUGUACGCAGCCUAGAAAUUUCGCUAAUAUUUUAAAAUCUCCUGACGAAAGAGACCCCUUUCCUAGUUGCAGAUUAACAAGGAACCAUAGAAAAGCAGUGUUCACAGUUUUCGAUACACCAAGACUAGGGGGUUUAAGUAAUGCCCAUUCCUCAAUAAAUAUAGCCUCCAGUACACAAAUUGAAACAAACAUUCCAGAUACAGUAUCUAUGACGGCACUAAAUAAAGAGGAAGAUUAUAGUAAAAAAAAGAAUUUUAAUUCCAACUUUAGAUCUGGAAAACCUGUUCAAAGAGCAGCUUCAAGACUCUAUAGAGCAGAGAGCCUGAAAGGCAAAGAAGGUUGUGUAGGGCCAGAAUUCAUCGUCAGAGCUUCUCAACCUGUUAAACAUUUAGAUUUAACUAUCUCAGCAUUAUGUGAUAAGAAAGUUAUAACAGUUGUGCUUCUAAACGGCCAGAGGAUUGAAGUUAUUUGUGAUCCUAAUACAAUCACUGCUGGACAAAUAUUUGAAGCUUUAGUUUUAAGUGAAAAAUAUGAGCAUAACUUUAUGCUUGGUAUUGCAAUAUUGAUUGGUGGGGAUUUCGUAUUUUUACCAGAUGACUAUAAAAUUAAGAAAGUUGUCGCUGAUCAAUGGCAUAAAACAAGCAGCAAGCUCAGUAAAGGUACUGAAGAGAUAUCUGUCUCAUUAUUUUUAAGAAUAAAGUUUUUUCUACCUAUCAAUGUGUCCAAUAACAUACAAGACGGGGAAUGGAGGCAUAGAGUUUAUUUACAGCUUCGACGAGCAAUUGUAGAAGGACAGAUGUUCUCAACAAUACAGAAUCUCAUUUUAUUAGCAGGAUAUGCACUACACAUAGAGUUUGGUGAAUUUUCUUAUAGAGAACAUGGAACUGCAGAUUAUUUUUUAUUAGAACAUUAUUUACCUGAAUCUCUUAUUAUAAAUGACAUGACUGAUGUCAAAUUUCGAAUGAAACGAGCUCACGAAUCUAGACGUGGAUUGGACAGGAGUAAGGCCAUUAUAAAUUACAUAACUAUGGCUCAAACUUUUAGAGAUUAUGGUGCACACUUUUAUUCUGCUAUUUGGGCAACUAGAGAUGGCUUUUGUAGGGAUGUAUGGCUUUCUAUUGGACCAAGAGGUGUGACCAUUUAUUCAAGAACCAAUAAUAAUUCUGAUGAGUCAAGUUCUAAUCCAAAUCGCAUUGUGUUGCAGAGUUUACCCUGGCAUCACAUACACACAUUCUAUUAUAACAAAAAGAGUCUUUACAUAAUGCCUAAUGCCUACUCUGGUCUGUCUAAAAUAGGAAUCAAAUAUAAACUUAAAAUGACAGAUAAUAAGAGUUAUUUUGCAUUUUGGUUAGUAUCACUACACCACAGACUGUAUUUAAAACUAUAUGCAAAAGAUGAUUUUGUGAAUUAUUUAUCAAGUGAAUUAAAUUGCCCCUUAAAUGUUCAAAAUAGUCCUAAGAAAGUAGAUUGCAGUAACUAUCAAGACAGUUAUAAUCUUGCUGUAAGGAAUCCUAGAGUAAGAAGGCCAAUCAAAAGAAGGUUUAAAGUGGACCUUUUCAGUGAUAAAAAGUCCCAGAAUAAAGAAAAUGAAAAGCCUUCUACAGAACAGUUAUUGAGACAAAUAUUAUCACCUCAACCAAGUGAUGAGAGUAUUAUAAGCUCACCAAAUAGAUAUGGUCAAAGGAGUUCCUCAAAUGAGGGUCUGUCUUCAUCAGAAAGUAGCUUACCAAGGAGACAUGGGGUGAAAAUGGGGACAAGAGUCUUCAAUGGUAUGAAGUCUACAUUAGAUGGCAAAUAUGCAGGCUCACCCUUAAAACUUUUAACAGUGAGAUCAGAUGGUGAUUUAGCAACUGCACAUAGUGAUUCUGAUGAUCUGAGCUCUGAGCAGAGGCAACAUUGUAAUAUAAAUAGUAUGCAAUUGCUACCAGAGAGAUGCUAUAGUCAGAACAUGAUUCAAGCACCCACUGCUUAUGUUCUAGAGUCCCCAAAAGUUUAUUCAGAUGUAUAUAGCUAUGAUACUGGAAAUGAAUCUUGUGUGAAUACAUCCAUAUUUGAAAGGCUUGAUAACAUGGAAUGUGUUCAAGGAGAAAGAGUUUUUGUUACAGCUGUUUUAGAAAGAGAUAAGACAAAUGCUUUGGGUUUACAAGUUGCUGAGGGUUCUGAUGGCAAUGUGUACAUAAAAUCUAUAACUCCUGGAAGUGCUGCUGAUGUAUGUGAAAAACUUCUACCUGGAGACCAAAUAAUAUCUGUCAAUGGACAAACAUUACUUAAUUUAAAAUAUGACAAAGCUUUAAAUAUGUUGCAAUCAGCACCACAAUUAGUAGAACUUAUUGUAUUGCAAAAUACUUCCAAAAACACAAUUUGUGAUUCACAGUUAGAUAAUACUCUAUAUGUAAAAGAAAAAACUAGUAGAGGUUUGAAAAAUAGUUUAAGACAUAGUAUUGCUAGUGCAUUAGAUGUAGAAAUAACAGAUGACGAAUUAUUAAAUGAAGAAGCACUAAAAACUAUAUACGCGCUUAUUAAACUAACAAAAGAAAAAGUCAUAAGUAGAAUGAAAGAAAAAUCUGUAAAAGAAAACAUUAUUACAGGAAGCAACUUGCAGAAAUGUCGAUCAGAGAUUAAAGUUUACGAAAAGUCAGAUUUAGGUAAUUAUUCGUCCCACGAGGACACGCCGCAGAAGAAAUCGGCUCAGAAAUUCAACACAUGGCGUGGCCAACUGACUAACAGUAGACCAAAACGACGACCCUUAAGUUUAAGCAUUCCAACCGACGUCCACAUACCCGAUGAUUAUUUAAAUGAAAAAACGAACAAUCCACUGACGAGAAAGUCUAUUCAAUCAUCAAUUAAUAGCCUCGAUCAAUCAGUCAAGAGUUCCUCGUUAAAGAAUGUAGCUUUGCCAAGGAACUUCGGUCUUAGUAGACGAUGGCUUGGACCAGUGAGGUAUCCAGUAACACCUUGUAAAAACAGCAAUAUUAUUGAUACUGAAUGUGCAAUUGAUGGCAAUGUUGUAAGAAGACAUUUUAUUUAUGGUACCGGUGAUUCGGACGAGGAACAAAUAUUUUUGUAAAUUUAAUUAUUAUAUUUUUUUAUAAUUAUAACAAUAGCUGUAUAAUAUUUUAUAUUAAUAAUUUUAAUGUAUAUUCGUUUAAUAUCCAUGUACCUGUUAAAUAAUAUAGAAUUAUUUUUAAGUUACUGUAUAAACCUAAAUAUGUUUAUACUUAUG
Molecule: messenger RNA, 3543 nt
Organism: Vanessa tameamea
Lineage: Eukaryota; Metazoa; Arthropoda; Insecta; Lepidoptera; Nymphalidae
Product: tyrosine-protein phosphatase non-receptor type 13-like
Exons: 2
Coding region: 181-3387 (1068 amino acids)
Cellular component (GO): cytoskeleton
Molecular function (GO): protein binding
Source: RefSeq, a predicted model, not a curated record